CGUUGCAAAUAUAACAAAAAGUUCAAAACGGGAUAGAACAGGUGCAGCGAUCAUGUGCAGCAUCCCUUACUGAGUUUUUUUUAAAGCAUUAUAGUGGCUCGAAUGAGUAGAGUUUUCAGUUGUUGGUUUUUUUCCCCCGUUUGCUGCAAAUUCUCUGUUUGCAGAGUGUUCCGGUUGCUUGGGGCAGAGAAGUGGAAAGAAACUCGAAUGGAGAGUGCAGGUGGUGGUAUGCAUGGUGAGCAGAGAGCGAGGCUAAGAACGGAGACACCACUGGAGGCACUUGGAGGUCCCAUGAAGACAACAAAGGCGUCCAUUCUGCCUGACACUGGAGACGUCCUGCUGCCAGGAGAUGACCCCUGUGUCCUGGCACGGCGCAGGCAGCAUUGCCGAUAUCAAGGUCAUAAUGAUGCCGAAGCACAGAGAGCGACUGAUUUGCAGCCAAUGCAACGCAAUGGAUUGUAUGGUUUGACAACUGGCAGUGCAAGAACUGGAUCGUGGUUUAUUUGGCACAGGCUUGAGGGUAUGUUGAGACAUCCGGAUGGGCCAGAGCAGAGGCGUCUAGGUGGUUCGGACGGGGACUGAAGGGAGGAGGAGGAGGAGGAGGAGGGGGGAUCGACAGACGGGCGAGCCGGGAGAAAGACAUGGGCCAGUGCGUCACCAAGUGCAAGAACCCGACAUCCUCGCUCGGCAGCAAGAGCGGCGACAAGGAGAGUGGCUCCAAGUCCCACAAGAAAAGCAGCUGCAUGGGUAGCGCCGGAGGCCACAAGGAAGAGCCCAGCGCCCCGUGCUCAAAAGCCGGCGGCGAGCUGUCCAAUGGCACCAAGGCCCUGGAGGCUUGCGUGGAGACGCCCAUCAUCUCGGCCUUGAUGGGAGAACCGCGUAAGGCGGACAGCCCGGACGGAGACGGGCUGUCCAUCAAGCACAUCGAGGAGCUGUUCUCCUGCUACAAGGACGAGCAGGAGGACGCCAUCUUGGAAGAAGGCAUGGAGAGGUUCUGCAACGACCUGUGCGUGGACCCGGCCGAGUUCCGCGUGCUUGUUCUCGCCUGGAAGUUCCAGGCGGCCACCAUGUGCAAGUUUACAAGGAAAGAGUUUGUGGAGGGCUGCAAGGCCAUUCAGGCGGACAGCCUCGAAGGCAUCUGCUCGCGCUUCCCCUGCAUGCUGCUGGAGGCCCAGGGUGAGGAGAACUUCAAGGACCUGUACCGCUUCACCUUCCAGUUUGGCCUGGAUGCCGACGAGGGCCAGCGCUCGCUGCAGCGCGACAUCGCCAUCGCACUGUGGCGCCUCGUCUUCACCCAGGACAUGCCCUCCAUCCUGGAGCACUGGCUGGACUUCCUGGCCGAGAACCCGCCGGGCAUCCGGGGCAUCUCCAGGGACACGUGGAACAUGUUCCUGAACUUCACGCAGGCCAUCGGACCCGACCUGAGCAACUACAGCGAGGACGAGGCCUGGCCCAGCCUCUUCGACACGUUUGUCGAGUGGGAGUUGGAGCGCAGGAAAAGAGAGGAGGAACGAGCGGCCACGGCGACGCACGGCGAGGGCACGCCGACUCGGACGGAGUGUUUGCUGAGCCUGGACGGGCUCGAAACGGAUGGCAGCAGAGGAUCACAAACGUGGGGGGGCCACUGACCAGAAAACACGAAACGUUCGGGAGAGGAACCUUGGCUUUGAAGUGAACCGUCGGGUGAACGUUCGUAGUAUCCUGUCGGGGUGGGAUUCCUGCUUUGCAGUUGUUUUUUUUUAAGCGUUCUUGAAAGGGCUCUGUGAACUGACAUUUUAAGCACUUCUAUUUAAGUUAUUGCUCUACUCCCCUUUUAUUUUAUUUUUUGUCUUUUUGUGAGACAUUUUUACUUGCACCGUAUCCGUUUGAAGGCUUUGUUCAAAAACAAAGAGCUAUAACAUUAUUAACCCCCAUUCCCUGGUUUAGAAAUCACAGCGGCGCCUUGAGAUACGAGGGAGAGAAUUGUAUUUUGUGUUCCAAACAUGGUCGCAGAAUACAUGAAACUUGUCAAGUCAAGCCAACAGUAUUUCUCGAGCACUUUCAAACAGCCAUCGCUGCAUACAAAGUGCUGUACACAUGGAGCGAUUUAACAUACACAAUAAACAGUAAGACGAAAUGGUAAUAAAGGCGGUAGAAAGCACCAAGCAGUAAAAUCAUGCCGAGUCGAACGCCAAAGAAUACAAGCGGGUUUUGAGGAGGGCUUUAAAGUUGGGCAGCGAGGAGGCUUGCCGAAUGUUCAGUGGGAGGUCAUUCCAGAGAGAGGGACCAGCAACAGAAAAGGCUCCAUCCCCUCUGAGCCUCAGUUGUAUCUCAAGGCACCACUGUAGUCAUUUGCAUCUGGUAACUGCUGAUUAAUUUAGUCAUUAAAAAAAAAAAAAAGGAAA
Molecule: messenger RNA, 2384 nt
Organism: Hippocampus zosterae (dwarf seahorse)
Lineage: Eukaryota; Metazoa; Chordata; Actinopteri; Syngnathiformes; Syngnathidae
Gene: dcun1d3
Product: defective in cullin neddylation 1 domain containing 3
Exons: 6
Coding region: 642-1628 (328 amino acids)
Biological process (GO): protein neddylation; positive regulation of ubiquitin-protein transferase activity
Cellular component (GO): ubiquitin ligase complex
Molecular function (GO): ubiquitin conjugating enzyme binding; cullin family protein binding; ubiquitin-like protein binding
Source: RefSeq, a predicted model, not a curated record